ACGGUGAGCAGCAGCGCCUCGCGUCGGGGAUUGUGACGCGCCCCGCCGGGGAGGGGCAGGCGGGCGGGGGUGGGCGCCGGCAAGGGGCGGGCGCGCGCGGAGGUGAGAGCCGGCACCUGGCUUAGCGCCCCGCUGCUCGGCGGGAGGCUCCGCGCGGCUGUUGGGGCCGUUGCAGGGUGCGGGCGAGCGUCGACCCGGGCCGCGCCUGGAGGAGGAGGUGGGAGGAGAUGCCUACAUAGAAGAGUGACAGCAGCUGGACUAAAUGUUUAACUGCUGAACUAGUUCCUCAGGUAUCCUGGCUCUAGAGAUUGCUAUGGGAGAUUGGAUGACUGUUACAGAUCCAGGUCUGUCUUCAGAAAGCAAAACUAUCUCUCAACAUACCUCAGAAACAAAGAUGUCUCCAUCAAGUUUAUACUCACAGCAAGUGCUAUGUUCUUCAAUACCUUUAUCAAAAAAUGUGCACAGUUUUUUCAGUGCCUUCUGCACAGAAGAUAAUGUUGAACAGAGUAUUUCAUAUCUUGAUCAGGAAUUGACUACUUUUGGUUUUCCUUCAUUAUAUGAAGAAUCCAAAGGUAAAGAGACAAAGAGAGAGUUAAAUAUAGUAGCUGUUUUAAAUUGUAUGAAUGAGCUGCUUGUGCUUCAGCGGAAGAACCUUCUAGCUCAGGAAAACGUGGAGACACAGAAUUUGAAGCUGGGAAGUGAUAUGGACCAUCUACAGAGCUGCUACUCAAAACUUAAGGAACAACUGGAAACCUCCAGGAGGGAAAUGAUUGGGCUUCAGGAAAGAGACAGACAGUUACAAUGUAAGAACAGGAAUUUGCAUCAGCUACUAAAGAAUGAGAAAGAUGAGGUACAAAAAUUACAAAAUAUCAUUGCAAGUCGAGCUACUCAAUAUAAUCAUGAUAUGAAGAGAAAAGAACGUGAAUAUAAUAAACUGAAGGAACGUCUGCAUCAACUUGUUAUGAACAAGAAAGAUAAGAAAAUAGCUAUGGACAUUUUGAAUUACGUCGGGAGAGCUGAUGGAAAAAGAGGCUCCUGGAGGACUGGUAAAACUGAAGCCAGGAAUGAAGAUGAAAUGUAUAAAAUUCUCUUGAAUGAUUAUGAAUAUCGUCAGAAACAAAUCCUAAUGGAAAAUGCAGAACUUAAGAAGGUUCUUCAACAAAUGAAAAAGGAAAUGAUUUCUCUUCUUUCUCCCCAAAAGAAGAAACCUAGAGAAAGAGUAGAUGAUAGUACAGGAACUGUUAUUUCUGAUGUGGAAGAAGAUGCCGGGGAACUAAGCAGAGAGAGUAUGUGGGACCUUUCCUGUGAAACUGUGAGAGAGCAGCUUACAAACAGCAUCAGAAAACAGUGGAGAAUUUUGAAAAGUCAUGUAGAAAAACUUGAUAACCAAGUUUCAAAGGUACACCUGGAAGGUUUUAACGAUGAAGAUGUAAUCUCACGACAAGACCAUGAACAAGAAACUGAAAAACUUGAGUUAGAAAUUCAGCAGUGUAAAGAAAUGAUUAAAACUCAGCAACAGCUUUUACAGCAGCAGCUCGCUACUGCAUGUGAUGAUGAUACCACUUCACUAUUACGAGACUGUUAUUUGUUGGAGGAAAAGGAACGCCUCAAAGAAGAAUGGACCCUUUUUAAAGAGCAGAAAAAGAAUUUUGAGAGAGAGAGACGAAGCUUUACAGAAGCCGCUAUUCGCCUGGGAUUGGAGAGAAAGGCAUUUGAAGAAGAAAGAGCCAGUUGGUUAAAGCAGCAGUUUUUAAAUAUGACUACCUUUGACCACCAGAACUCAGAAAAUGUGAAACUUUUCAGUGCCUUCUCAGGAAGUUCUGAUUGGGACAAUCUUAUAGUGCACUCGAGGCAACCGCAAAAGAAGCCUCACAGUGUGUCUAAUGGGUCUCCAGUUUGCAUGUCUAAACUUACUAAAUCUCUUCCUGCUUCACCUUCCACUACAGACUUUUGCCAGACACGUUCCUGCGUAUCUGAACAUAGUUCAAUCAAUGUACUGAAUAUAACUGCUGAAGAAAUUAAACCAAAUCAGGUUGGAGGAGAAUGUACAAAUCAAAAAUGGAGUGUAGCAUCAAGACCUGGAUCACAGGAAGGUUGCUAUAGUGGAUGCUCCUUGAGCUACACAAAUUCUCAUGUAGAAAAAGAUGAUUUACCUUAGACAUGUGGACUGGAAUUUUUUUCAUUAACGUGUUCAUCAAAUUUCACAUCUAAGUUGAAACAGGGUGUCAAUUAGAGAUAAUAAAGUCAAUUAUCUCUAAUAACUUCAGAUGGUCUAAGUUGUUUGUUUGGACUUCCCUGUCUUCCCCCAAAGAGUUGAAAUCUUAAAUCUAUUUAAAAGGAUAUAAAAGCUUUGGAUAUGUAUUUUUAGUAACAGAAGCAUCUGGUUCUGUGAAUAAAGGAAUGUAUAGAUGUUUGGAUGGAAACAAAAGCACUAGAAUGAGUUUCCUCUUAUAGGUAUUAAAAAUAGCACUUUUAGGAAACUGAUUAUUGUAAAUGUUUAAUUUUGUCUCAAAUAUAGUUGGCAUUGGAAGUUUAGCCUUUACUUGAAUGUAUACUGUAGAUUUUUAACAAAGUGAGUUCUAUAUUUAUUAUGUUUAGUGUGAUUUGAAAUUACCUCUUUCGUAUGUUUUAAAUAAAGUGAAAUUUAUGUAUGUUUUAUACAUAGAUAUACGUGAUUAUGUUAAGAGGCUUUAAGAUUUAAAAGUUUCACACAACCAUAAGUAUAGUAUUUCAUGCCAGUAAAAUUUUUUUAGUGGUAUUCUGUUUACAGAUGUAUUAGGACCAUUGAUGCAUUACAUUUAAGAAUUCUUUUUAAUACAUCUGGGCAAUAAAUAUUGAAAGGUAUUCCGUGAAGCUGAGUUCUUUAGAUAACCAACACUACUAACAUUACAUUUUUGAGAUUUUUAUGACAUUAGAUUUUUAUUUUGUAUAUGUAGGAUAUUAUAAUUUUUAAAAGGACUAUUGAUGAUAGAGGAAUAGGGGCAAGACAACAAAAGUACCUUUGAAUAAAACAAUUUAAGAAAUUGGUUUAGGAUAUUGGAUGAUAGAAGAUAUUUAAGAUAUCUAGAUGGUGAUAUUUUCCUUACGAGAUGGGUACCAGUAUAGUAAUAUCUGUAUACUAACUAGGGCUUUGUAUUGUCAAUACUUUUUUAAUAAUUUUUUAAUGAGGUAUUUACCACUAAAGAAAUACGGUAAUAUAAAACCAUCAAAUUUUAUAAUUGAGAUGAUACUCUGGAAAACCGUCAUUUCAUUUUCAGAAAACUCUUAGGCUCUCUUCAGUCUCUGUAAUGUUUCUGAUGCAUGUUUCUUCAUGAAAAGUAUGUUGUUGUUUUGAUAGUAAUAAUAAUAAAUGUAGGCUCAGCUCUUUCCCGGGAUUUUCAUCAAAAAGCUUUAAGUGCCUAACCCUGCUUGUCUCUGUACAUAGAAGCCUGCACAAAUCCAACCCUUGCUAGGUAUCGUAGUUUAGGCCCAUUUACCUUCCCCUGUACUGGCAGUUCAGCCACUUACAUGCACUCAUGCUGUUUGUGGCUAUUUUAAAUUCAUAUUAUUAAAAAAAAAAAAAGAAAAAAUCACCUAUUUGUGUUAUCCAUUCACUAUACGUAACUAUGUAACUCUUUGGAGUUGCAUAGCAGCAGCCAUUUUUUCAGGGCUGAUAGGAUAUAAUUAAGAGUAUCUUAUGAGACAUUAGUGGAUAUACUCAUAAUAUAGUAACCAUAUUUAUAGUUUUAAAGAGCUAGCUCUUGAGCAUUAGUCACUCACUACCUUCAGCUUGAUGCAUGGUCACUUCUUUACUAUUUAAAGUACUACACAUUGUACAAAAUAUCGAAGACACUACCAUAUUCUAAAGGAGGAAAUCUAGCUGGGAUAUAGGCUUUUUGUUGUUGUUUUUGUUUUUGUUUGUUUUGCUGUUUAGCAAUAACAUGGUCAAAAAAGGCAAUCAAAUUUUAAAUACAGUUAAUGGAUACAUUUGUCAAGAAUUUUCCCCCGAGGGUUUUCCACGGUGUACUUUGCAAGAAAUAAGCACUCUGAUUUUUAAAGUAAAUCUCUUAUUUUAGCAAAUACUAUAUUUCAUGACAGUGGAGUUCUAGAAAGCAGCAUCUGUUUUUUGUUGUGUGUUUCCGUUUUAAAGUGAGUUGAGUUCUCAAACUGGAAAGAAAAAUUCCUUGAGACUUACUUUAAAAUCUAAAGUGUGAAAGAAACAGCAGAGUAAAAGCCAGACUCGUUGCACCUUCGAUGUCUGCAUAGAUCCAGAAGUUGUACAUUUUACCUAACAACAUGACUUUUGUUGAACAUUCCAACUCCAAAAUGAUCCCCAGUCACCCUAAUCUCAGAAUGUUGGAAUGAUGUCUGUUGGAAAACCCGGGACUCCACACACAAAACUCCUAGGAUUUUGUUUCCCAUCUCUUUCUAGGUGUUUGCAAUGUACGAAUAAUACAGCUGUGCUAAUCUCACAUUUAGCCAUGAUAGAUGAUGGUUCUAGAAUGUACUUCCAUUUGUAAGUCCUCCUGAUAAUCUUAAGUGCUUUCUUGUUUAUCACUAUGUAAAUCUGAAAUAUUUUGUACUUCAUUUGUUUUGAUCCAUUCUGAAUUUUCAAAGCAUAAAAAUGUCAAAAAUUGAGAUAAACAUUUUGUUCACUAUUAACUGUUUGCAUCUGCAGUCUAUGAUGAGAAACAAUGAUAUUAAAUUAUGACUAAAAUUUAACAAAUAGUAUUUUCUUAUAGAAGCAAUGUAUUAAAUGAUUAGAUACACAGGACAGUUCACAGCAAAUUGUUUACUUACAUGGCAUAAUUGAAAUACUGUUAUUUGGAAAGAGUUCUAUACUGCCUACCUUAGCUAACCAGAAUUGUUCAUAGAGUUGAGAUAAUACGGUGUUAUGGGAAAACACAUUUCGUGUGCAUGAUGAAGAGAGCACCGUGAAUCUAGUCUUGACUGCCCCUGGUGGAACAUUUGAAUGCCCCUGGGACUCCAGGAGAGAUGUAUUUUGCAGCAUGUAUGCUAAAUUUGUGAGUUAGCAAGACCCUGCUGUGAUAACGCUGUUGUACAAAUCUUCAAAGUAUAUUGCCUAAUAUAAGUCACGUUAUUUCUAGAUUGGAUUUAAAGUAUGGAUUAUGGAAGUCUAGUAAAUAUACUUUUCCCUAUUUUUGUCCUUUUUCAGUCUUUUGAUAAGCAUUUAUGAAGUACCUGCUGUAUGUCAAGGCUUACUACUACUUUCCAAUCCUUGGCGAUACGAAGACAAAUAAGUACCCUGUCUGCUAUUGAGAAUCUGAGCUGAGUGGAAGACCAACUAUUAAACCUACAUUGUAAUAAACAAUGGUGGAUGCUAGUGACACAUUCAGUCUGUUCAUAAAACAUGGACUGAUGGGUCUGCUCCAGGCCACAUUGGUUUCUUAGCAGUAAUGUGGCUAGGCUUCCAUGUAUAAGUCUUAGCAUUAUUUCUUUUGUGAAGUGCUAUGUAACAGUAACUACUGUUUGCUAGAUUUUGUUUUCUACAAUCAAAAUGUUGACCUGCAAAGCAGCGUAGGAUUUUCUCUCCUCAAGAACAUGUAUUAUUAUCUAGUAGAAAAAGCAUUCCCAAAGAUUUGGUCCAUGCAGAUAAGGAUAAUGAAAUCGCUCACUCAUUCUUUUUCUAAAUACAGUGUUUUUCAAGCUGGAUGUAAAUUAGAGUGGGUGGAUAUUGAUUAAAUUAUUUGAUACAUAUAAAAUCAAAUGACAGGUUUUUUUGAACGUUUACAAAUAAUGGAUUCCUGAGAGCUCAGGAAGUACUGUAAUGUCAGUGACAUAUGAAUCUCCUGAUAAAGAUGCACCUCAUUCAUAUAUUUGAGCUUCAGAAAUACAUGUACCUAGUAUAAUGCUUAACAGCACAGAAUAUUUGUUGAUGAGAAAUAUAAAAUACUGAUGAAACUUAACACAUUUCUUUACUGGAAUGAAUGGACUAUAAAUUUGGGGUUAGAAUCCUAAAACUCCUCUUUCUCAAGAGGGUAGGAACCUUGCCAUGAAUCUUUAUGCAUGUGUAUUUCCAGCCCUAUCUCAACUCCUUGCAUAUAGAGUAUCACGAUAGAGUAGGUAAUGCUGCAAUUAAACAUUAAGUCGGUGUGGCUUACUAAAAUUUAUGCUCAUGAAAUGUCCAGUGUGGACUGGGCAAUCCUCCAUUUUUAGCUAUGCCAUCUGGAACGCAUGGUCUCCAACAUCGCCGAAUCAGAGAGCGAGCAGACUAGCAGAUGGUGUAGGAUAUUUUUAAGGGCCAGACCUGAAAGAGACAUGCCUUCCACCUACAGCCUCACUGCACACAAGACUGGGAGGUAUAGAACAUGUAGCUAUUUGGUGAGCACUUACAGUCUGCUACCGGAUGUAGUUGAUGCUAGAUGUUUCGUCCAUGCAUAUUACUCUGCGAGGGGUUUAUUGCUGAUUAUUAAAGCAAAUAUUCUUAAUUUUGGGGAGGAAUGUAUUUUAAAGCUUCUCACACUUUCUAACCUUUUUAUAAUACAAGUUUCUGAAUGUUCAAAUGGUAGUUUUACUCAUUUAGUUAUUAAAAUAUCUUACAGUGUGCAGAACACUUUUAUUUUUCAACUGUCAGGGAAUCUUAACCUUCCUAUUUUUAGAGUUGAUAACAGACUCAAGUGUUAAAUAAUGAACCCAAGGUCACAUAACUGCUAUUAAGUGAUAAGACCAGACUUUAACCCAUAUCUUAGGUUUGCUAAACUUCCACCAUUUCCCACACUGCUGCAGUGCCUGCUUGUAGGGCUUUCUAAGUGAAAUUCUUCACCCAUUAGCUGCCACCUAUAAUCUACAUCAAAAGUGGUGCUCAUUUGGUCCAUGUGCAAGACUUGGCCUCAUUUUUUUGUGAUUGGUUACCAUGGCAGAUCUAUUCAGGGUUGGACCACUACCUUUUUGCAAUUAAAAUAUUAAGGAUUUCACUGAAAUAGCUAAUUUAGUAGUUUAUGAUACUCUAAAGGCCAUUGAGUAAUCUGAAGAUAUGUCUAGAUCACCUGCAAUUUGUGUGUGUGUGUGACAGUGUCACCCAGGCUGGAGUGCAGUGGCGCCAUCUUGUCUCACUUCAGCCUUGCUCUCUUGGGCUCAAGCAGUCCUCCUACCACAGGCUUCCAAGUAGCUGGGGCUACAGAUGUGCGCCACCACACCUGGCUAGUUUUUUGUAUUUUUUAUAGAGAUGGGGUCUCACCAUGUUGGACAGGCUGGUCUCGAACUCCCAAGCUCAAGUGACCCGCCCCGCUUGGCCUCCCAAAGGGUUGGGAUUACAGACGUGAGCCACCGCCUCUGGCCAGCCUGUGUUUUUCUGGCCUGCCAUUUUGUUCAUUCUUGGCAGUUUGUGUGCCGUGUCCCACUGUAGCUACAGUCACAGUGACCAGAAAUACUUCAUUUUGUCCAAAAGGUUCAGUCACCUUUUGCAGACAUUUUAUCAUGAAAAAUAAAAUAGUAGAAUUAAAGAACGUGAAUAUUUUCACUCAGUUUUAGAAGGAAAAUGGCUGAUGUAGGGCAGCUGGAUAUUUUCUAGUUUCCCUGUUGCAUCUGCAUUUAGAUAGAUUUUCUUGUUUCUGGUCUGUCAUGACAGUUUCAUUCCUGUUUACAGUGUUCUAUUAAAGCAAACCACACCCCAGCCCAGCGUACUCAUUAGAAAAUAAAUAUUUGCAUAUUCCCUAGAACCCUAAAACUGAUAACAAGAACCUACCCUCCAUUCUGGCUUUUGGAUCCAAUUUUCUAUUAUAUAUGAUGUCUAAACCGAGGUGGUCAAUUGUUCAUCCCAGCCAGGCAUAGGAUCAGAUGGCUGAGUUCCCUAGGAUUAGACUCUGCUAGUGCUUAGCCAUGACUACUAUGGCUGGUUUUGUUAACCUCUAAGUAUAGUUUUUACUUGACUGUAACAUGCUAUAAUUUAUUUACCCUACCUUGAGAAUUUUUUCUUCUGUAAUUCUCAGCCCAGAACUAUUAUUUCAAACCAAACUUGUAUUUCACAUUUUUAAUUAGUGAAGAGGCUCAAUGAAAUGCAAUUAUCAUAGUCACCCAAGAGUAUAAAGCUUUUGUGGAAUAUCAAUUUAAUUUCUAACCACUUUUAGUUUCUUUUAUCUUGAAAAUCUUUUACCUUAAUAACUAGUUGAUUUGGUUUUGUAAUGUUAUUCCUUUUAAGCAAAGAGGUAUUAAAUAAUAAGGAAGGCUGGGUGCGGUGGCUCACAGCUGUAAUCCCAGUACUUUGAGAGGCCAAGGCAGGCAGAUCACCUGAGGUCAGGAGUUUGAAACCAGCCUGGCCAACAUGGUGAAACUCCAUUCUCUACUAAAAAUACAAAAAUUAGCCGGGCGUGGUGGCAGGCGCCUGUAAUCCCAGCAACUCGGGAGGCUGAGGCAGGAGAAUUGCUUGAACCCAGGAGUUGGAGGUUGCAGUGAGCCGAGAUCACGCCAUUGUACUCCAGCCUCGGGGACAAGAGCGAGACUUUGUCUCAAAAAUAAAUAAAUAAAAAAUAAAUAAGGAAAAUCUCUAUCAAUUAGAUCUCAGUGAAAUUAAACUUUUCCAAACAGUUUUUCCGAUUCUGUGUUAAUGCCCCAAAGAAAACUAGAAAUACAACAACUAGCCACACAAAGCCUUGGCACAUAUGUUCUAAAGAAGCUAUUUUGAUCUUAAACCAUGAAAAAUUUUAACUGGAAUUUUAAAAAUCACAUUGCCUUUUUAUUUCCGAAGCACUUGUCUUCAUUUUUAUCAUGCCAUUCUCCUGCCUCAGCCUCCCGAGUAGCUGGGACUACAGGUGCCCGCCACCACACCUGGCUAUUUUUUUGUAUUUUUAGUAGAGACAGGGUUUCACCAUGUUAGCCAGGAUGGUCUUGAUCUCCUGGCCUCGUGAUUCACCUGCCUCGGCCUCCCAAAGUGCUGGGAUUAAAGGCAUGAACCACCAUGCCCGGCCCUGAUGAAACUUUUUAAUGCUGUGAACCUAACUCCAUUUUCCCCAUAGGUCCUGUGAUUUUUACUGUAAUUCUGCAAAACAUGGUUUUUAGGGAUAUACAUUGUUGUAUUAAAGCAGAGCUGAUGAAAAAGAGCGCCUUUUGUCCCUCCACUUAUCAUAUGCUGACGGCUGAUAGCCUCUCAAAAUUCCAUGCCAGCUUUCCUGAUUCUACACAUCUGUAACAAACUAUUAUUUGAGGGACAGAAAGUUUAAAAAUUAAAAACAACCGUCAAAAAUACAUCAAGCCCUUGCUGUGGCAGGCACCACACUAAGCCUUAAUAAGCCAUUUCUUUGACUUCGCAACAAUUCUCUAUGCAGAAGCUAUUGUUAUACUCACUUUAUAGACGAGAAAACUGAUGCAAAGAAAGGUAAACUUGCCCAGUGCCACACAGCUAAUACGUGGUGAAGAGGGCAUGUGAACACCAGGAAUCAUUUCAUGGCACAUUUUCUACUGAAUCUGAUGAACUUGCAAGUGCCUGAUUGCAUGCUGCUCACCAGGGGUGUUGCCUGACAGGUCUGGACGGGCUGACCUUGAGAAAGGAUCAACAUGCCUUUGGCUAGAGAUUUACUGCAUCCAUCCUUGGAAAAGGAAAAGAAAAGAAAU
Molecule: messenger RNA, 9546 nt
Organism: Symphalangus syndactylus (siamang)
Lineage: Eukaryota; Metazoa; Chordata; Mammalia; Primates; Hylobatidae
Gene: SSX2IP
Product: SSX family member 2 interacting protein
Biological process (GO): intraciliary transport involved in cilium assembly
Cellular component (GO): centriolar satellite; ciliary basal body
Source: RefSeq, a predicted model, not a curated record